AUGAAGCUGCUUUCGGACGACAAGCUUCCGGCUCGGCAGAAGCAGUACGGUCGGUUGCUCAACAUUUGCGCCAACUAUCAUCUCUGGAUGCGAUACAAUCUCACGGGCUAUUCCGAGCUGGAACAUUGCGUCACCAAGGAGACGCACCUGUCUACAACGAUCACUGGUUACCAUGUUCUUUUUGUUUUACUCGUGCUCACACUGAGCGCCCUAGUGAUCUAUGCAACCGUGAUGGAUUUGCGUGGAGCACGGAUUAUUACCAACAACAAUAACAAUGAUGAUGCUGCUACACCUUCUAUUGAGCCUCUCUGGAUGGAGUUUUCGGUGCGUCGAACGUGGGCGCAACUUGUGGCACCGCCGGUAAACCAGCUGCAUCGGGAUUUCGCCUUCGUCGAGGUGUUCCGGCUGCUAUCGGUGUUUUCUAUACUAGCAAUUCAUGUGAUGUGCUGUUACGCUGCCGCUCCUACGGCCAACAUGCGUCUAUUGGAGGAGCUGUAUGCUCAUCCGGUAGUGCAGUCGUUGGGUAGUGUUUUCCCGUUUCAGGUGCACACCUUCUUCACGAUCAGUGGCAUGAUGUUGGCGGUGUACUUCAUGCAGUAUGCAGUGGGCAGACGCAUCGGAUGGUCCUACCUGGGCAAGGCCAUUCUCGCUCGCUACAUUCGCAUCUUUCCACUCAUGUUCCUUGUGUGGCUGUACUACGUGUCGUGGUUCGAUCGGUUGUCGCAAGGCCCUGGUGACUAUCGCUUCUUUGAGACGGAGAGAGACAAUUGCCGAGCGAAUGGUUGGCUUAUCUUUCUGUUUCUCAAUAACUAUUUCCAAUUCAACAAUAUGUGUAUGCAGAACUCGUGGCACCUUGCAGCCGAUUUUCAAUUCUUUCUCAUCGGACUGCCGCUCAUGCUGCUCAUCAACCGACAUCCAAGGCUGACCAAACCGCUCCUGGUGCUCGCUGCCGGCUUCUCGCUUGCUGUACCGAUCGCCAAUCUUUACUAUCACAAGAUACCCGGCAUUCUGCUGACUAUUUUCAAGCAACCGAGAUUCGUGUUCUACGCACAUCGAGAGUUCCAGUACGAUUAUAUGUUGUUCCAUACGAACACGUGUAGCUACUUUGCAGGAUUGUUUGCUGGGUUAGCCUAUCAUCGGUUAAAGACGAAUCCCUCCCUCGAUCUGGAAUCUAUGAAAGGCAUACGUGUGUUGAGAUGGGCACCGCUGGCUUUGGUCGUUGGCCAGGCUUCAAUGGCUUUCAUCUUCUACCAGCUGGACUACAGCGAACCGAUGCUGUGGAAUGCCAUCUUUGGAGCGGUUCAUCGUUGCAGCUGGGGCGUAAUGUGUGCGGUGGCGCUCUUGCAUGGUGCAACGGUGUGGCGUGCAAGGUACGCCAAGAUUCACACACAUCCCAUCGUACUACUGCUCAGUCGACUAUCGUACGGAGUGUUUAUGGUGCAGUUUUCGGUACUGAAGCUUUACGGACGAAAUGCCACCGGUACUGGCCUCGACUACAAUUGGAGGAUAUUUGUAAGAAUAGCUCGUUACAGCUGCAAAUAG
Anopheles darlingi is the source of this 1542-nucleotide messenger RNA. Its product is annotated as O-acyltransferase like protein-like. Gene Ontology annotation, molecular function: acyltransferase activity, transferring groups other than amino-acyl groups. NCBI's taxonomy places the organism in Eukaryota, Metazoa, Arthropoda, Insecta, Diptera, Culicidae. The record is from RefSeq and is a predicted model, not a curated record. The transcript is spliced from 3 exons. The coding region runs from base 1 to 1542 and encodes 513 amino acids.